Messenger RNA from Stegodyphus dumicola, 1440 nucleotides. RefSeq names its product FMRFamide-activated amiloride-sensitive sodium channel-like. Gene Ontology annotation, cellular component: membrane. Gene Ontology annotation, biological process: sodium ion transport. Gene Ontology annotation, molecular function: sodium channel activity. NCBI's taxonomy places the organism in Eukaryota, Metazoa, Arthropoda, Arachnida, Araneae, Eresidae. The record is from RefSeq and is a predicted model, not a curated record.
GGAAAAUUAAACAUCCAUGCCGUCUACAAGUUAAACUAAGCACAGUGCUAGUUUCAGUUUUUCCGCAGCAGUCUUCUUUUCCUUGAAUUGCUCAACAAACAUAAGACGCAAUUGCUUUGUCCCUUGGAAGAAAUAAAUAAAUAUCAUAAGUGCAUCGAAAAAUGCAAAGAUGAUUGUUCGUAAGAAAUUUAAAUAUAUCAUUGACAUUCAAGAAAGAUAUGAGAGAGAAUAUAUGAAUCCUACGGAAACGAUGGAAGAGUCUGGCUUUAUUAGCGUAGAAAUCUAUCUAGAUGAUACUGAAAUUAUUCGUCUUCAACACAGGCCGCAGUACAGGGAUGUGGAACUCUUCAGUCACAUCGGUGGCUUCAUUGGAGUUUGGCUUGGGGUUUCGUUAGUUUCGGUGAUGGAUCUACUUGAAGCUUUGUGCCGUAUAUUUACUUACGUGUUUAGAAAACGAAAUCAAUCAUAAACUUACCGUGUUUUAACAGUUGAGAUUAUCAUAAACUUAAGCAAGGAUCUCUUCUUGUCUCAUAAAAUAAUUUACUCUGAAACUGAAACGUUCGCAUGCUUGAACAGGAAUACUAUUGAUUUUCGAAAUAAUAAAUAUCAGUUUCUUCUUCUAAUGAUAAAGUUUAAUAUUAUUAAACAACUCUUCUUAUUAUUCCCUCUUCUUUCUUUUUCUCCUCCUUCGAUCUCUUCUUCUUCAGUUUUUCUUAUUAAAUGUUUGAAUUUUUGACACUAAUUACAGUAGAUUCAAUGCAUAUGCAAAUAUUUUAUGUAGAAUAAAAUACAGGCAUUUAUUAAGACUGCUUAUAUGCCCUUUUGCAGUUCACGAAUAAAAUAAUUUUUUUCUUUGCAUAUUAAAUGUUCACCUUCUGGCUGAUAUAUAUUACAUAUUGUAAUUGAAAAAUUCAUUCUCUUUGUUAAACUAUGUGUGAGUUUAAUGUUAAUGUGCACUAUAUCUCAGACAAUUUGCUGUAGAUUUAUCUAUCUUCAUUUUUACUUUAUGAUGUACUGAAACAAGUUUAAUAUGUGUAUGAAUCUGAAAUAAAACAUUAACUUAAUCGAUCGAUCGUAAUUAUUUAAAUUACAAGAACUUUUUGACCCAUGAUAUAUUUAUACGUUACGAAACCUUUAGACAUUCGUAGCUAAAGCUUCAGUUUAUAAAUGGAUACAUCUUACAAUAAAUCAUUUUCUACAUAGAACCUUAAGACAUUAAUUUCUUUUAGUUUGAGACAAGGCUUCUUAAUUUUUAAAAGUGCAAUAACGGAUGUUUAUCCUUUUUAUUUCGGAUAAUUAACUAUUGUAAUAUGUUAGCCCAUUUGUUUUUGGCAUUUUAGCUUUAUUAUUAAGCACCGUUCUUCGCAUUUAUGAUAGACAGAUUUCAACAACAACAAAAAUAUCACAAAAUUUUGAAAAGCUUCAUAGCAGUAGUGUUAA